AUGGGUCACCAGAGCCCGACUCCGGUGCCAUGUAAAUACCACUCACCGGACUCGAGUUCAUCGGACGGCGCUGCCGCAAUCAGCAGAGCGAAGAAGAGCAGCUACCCAGUAGACGACGACGACGACGCCGACGGUGAUCGGGUCGAGUGCUCCGGCAAGUACUGCCUGUCAUGCAGCGCUGGCAUGAUCGCCGAUUGCGUGGUGCUGUGCUGCUGCCCCUGCGCUCUAGUCAAAGUGUUGACUCUAGCCUUCGUGAAAGUGCAGUGGAUGGUUGGGAGGAAGUGCUUGGGGUUAGGCAAGAACAAGAAGAAGGAAAACCAGAGCCAGGGGUAG
Messenger RNA from Rosa rugosa (rugosa rose), 333 nucleotides. RefSeq lists its product as uncharacterized. Bases 1 to 333 code for a protein of 110 amino acids. Lineage: Eukaryota; Viridiplantae; Streptophyta; Magnoliopsida; Rosales; Rosaceae. The record is from RefSeq and is a predicted model, not a curated record. The transcript has a single exon.